Coregonus sp. 'balchen' is the source of this 13017-nucleotide messenger RNA. NCBI's taxonomy places the organism in Eukaryota, Metazoa, Chordata, Actinopteri, Salmoniformes, Salmonidae. The record is from the annotation of a GenBank genome assembly.
CAGAAUGAGACGCCGGUGUUCGCCCUGCCUCUCCUCCUCAGGGCUGACUCGUGGGCCGAGCCUCUUUUCCAGCAUGCGUAUGAGUGGCAGUUUGAGUGUAUCUCAACAACCUGCCAGCACGCCACCAACACCAAGUAACUAUCUCUGUUUUACACUAUUUUAAUGUAUCUAUCAGGGAUAUAUCAUAAAGGUCUAUAAGUGGCAGGUUGAGUGUAUCUCAACAACUUGUCAACAAGCCACCAAGUAAGAGCCACCUUUUAACUUUUAGGGUCAGGUUUCUGGACAUAGAUAUAUAACCUAGUCUUGGACUAAGAAGCACUUUCAAUGGAGAAUCUCCAUCUCUCAUGGAGAAUCUUCAUCUGUCUAUCAGUGAUUUAGUGAUCAAUAUCAUUAUUAGUCGUUAUCUUAGAAGAUCUGUGUUUGACUGUUUCCAACGUUCUUUAGUUUUCAUAAGAAGCCUCUGGUAGUCCUACUGCAAUACUGUAGACCAGGGUUGCCCAACCCUGUUCCUGGAGAGCUACCCUCCUGUAGGUGUUCGCUCCAACCCUGUUCCUGGAGAGCUACCCUCCUGUAGGUGUUCGCUCCAACCCUGUUCCUGGAGAGCUACCCUCCUGUAGGUUUUAACUCCAACCCUGUUCCUGGAGAGCUACCCUCCUGUAGGUGUUCGCUCCAACCCUGUUCCUGGAGAGCUACCCUCCUGUAGGUUUUAACUCCAACCCUGUUCCUGGAGAGCUACCCUCCUGUAGGUGUUCGCUCCAACCCUGUUCCUGGAGAGCUACCCUCCUGUAGGUGUUCGCUCCAACCCUGUUCCUGGAGAGCUAUCCUCCUGUAGGUUUUAACUCCAACCCUGUUCCUGGAGAGCUACCCUCCUGUAGGUGUUCACUCCAACCCUGUUCCUGGAGAGCUACCCUCCUGUAGGUUUUAACUCCAACCCUGUUCCUGGAGAGCUAUCCUCCUGUAGGUUUUAACUCCAACCCUGUUCCUGGAGAGCUACCCUCCUGUAGGUUUUCGCUCCAACCCCAGAUGUUACUAACCUGAUUCAUCUUAUCAACCUGCUAAUUAUUAGAAUCAGGUGUGCUAGAUUAGGGUUGGAGUAAAAACCUACAGGACGGUAGCUCUCCAGGAACUGGGUUGGGCAGUCCUGCUGUAUACUCUGUCAUAUUAACCUAAUGGUCAAUACUGUAGACUAGGUCAUAUUAACCUAAUGGUCAAUACUGUAGACUAGGUCAUAUUAACCUAAUGGUCAAUACUGUAGACUAGGUCAUAUUAACCUAAUGGUCAAUACUGUAGACUAGGUCAUAUUAACCUAAUGGUCAAUACUGUAGACUAGGUCAUAUUAACCUAAUGGUCAAUACUGUAGACUAGGUCAUAUUAACCUAAUGGUCAAUACUGUAGACUAGGUCAUAUUAACCUAAUGGUCAAUCAGGUGAGAGAGCAGGUUUAUAAGCAUCUUGUCCUCUCUCGCUCUCUCUACCUUCAGUAGACCUGGCUUGUAACAGCAUCCGACAUAUCCUGAGGCACAACGUGCUGCUGGGAUAGGCAUGGGAAUGAGAGAAAAGAGAGGGAAUAAGAGAAAAGAGAGGGAAUGAGAGAAAAAGGGAGAGAAGGAAAGAGAAGUGAAAUUAAUAUAUCAAUGUGGUGAUUGUUCUGUACUACUGGAGGAGUGCCCAGUCUUGUGCCCAGAGGAAGAGGAAAGAAUAGGAAAAUGAGUCAUGAAUGAAAACAAACGUUUACUCACCUAAUUCCUUCCUCCUAGUUUCGUGAUUGGUCGUAUUAUGGCUCUUUGAGAAACUUGGCCCGGUAUAAGUUUACCAGUAUAGACAGUGAAGCAGGUAUUGGGCAACAUUUUAGCAGUGCAAAGAGCAAAAAAUACUGUGAACCUAUUGUUCUAAUUAUGAAUCUUCAAGGAACUUGGCCCAGUAGCUACAAUACAGACGGUGAAAAGGGUAACGAUUAGUCUGUUGAAACCUCCAUCCGCUACUUACUGGGGCGGCAGAUAGCCUAGCGGUUAAGAGCGUUGGGCCAGUAACUGAAAGUUUGCUGGUUCGAAUCCCUGAGCCGACUAAGUUAAAAAAAUCUGUCUGUGCCCUUGAGCAAGACACUUAAUCCUAAUUGCGCCUGUAAGUUGUUCUGGAUAAGAGCGUCUACUAAAUGACUAAAAUGUAAAUGUACUCAUUUCAUUCUUCCUGUAGUUUUCGGUUGGUUUCUUUUGAAGAACUUGGCUAAGUACAUGCGCUCCAGCAGGUGUAUCUCACUGGUCAUCCCCAAAGCCAACACCUCCUUUAGCCGCCAUUCCUUCCAGUUCUCUGCUGCCAAUGACUGGAACGAACUGCAAAAAUCUCUGAAGCUGGAGACCCUUAUCUCCCUCACUAACUUUAAGCAUCAGUUGUCAGAGCAGCUUACCGAUCACUGCACCUGUACACAGCCCAUCUGAAAUUAGCCCACCCAACUACCUCAUCCCCAUAUUGUUAUUUAUUUUGCUCAUUUGCACCCCAGUAUCUCUAUUUGCACAUCAUCUUCUGCACGUCUAUCACUCCAGUGUCAAUACUAAAUGGUAAUUAUUUUGCACUAUGGCCUAUUUAUUGCCCUACCUCCAUAACUUACUACAUUUGCACACACUGUAUCUAUAUAUUUUUUCUGUUGUAUUUUUGACUUUAUGUUUUGUUUUACCCCAUAUGUAACUCUGUUGUUGUUUUUAUCGCACUGCUUUGCUUUAUCUUGGCCAGGUCGCAGUUGUAAAUGAGAACUUGUUCUCAACUGGCUUACCUGGUUAAAAUAAGGUUAAAUAAAAAUAAAAAAAAGCAGAUAUUAUUUGUUGAAACCUCCAUCCCCUAUAUUCCUGUGUGAAUUGAAAUUGAAUCGGUCUAGAUAGCUUCUAAUAAUAAUUUAAGUGAGAUGAAAACUACUAACAAAAAGACUCAUUCCCAUACCGGGAGUCGAACCCGGGCCGCCUGGGUGAAAACCAGGAAUCCUAACCGCUAGACCAUAUGGGAAGCUGUGUCUUUCUGUGUUUAACUAGGCAUUUGAAUGGCAACAACAACGAGGUAAUGUUGACACAAAGGGAGGACAUUUCAGAUAAUAAUUUGCAUAAAACAAAUAAAGGGAAAAACUGACUGACUCAACUGGACUAAAGGGUGUAUGCGUGUGUGUGUGUGUCUUUAUUUACAAUGAAAUGUUUUUUUCUUUCAGAUGUAAGAAGACCCUCACCACUUUCACCAAGGUGGUUUCAGAUUGGCACCCUCUCAACGCGGCCCACCAAUCACGUUGCAGCAAGUGUAAUAAGAGGAAGCAGACCAGGAUGUUGGUGCUGGAGAGGUGAGGGUGCGACCUCUAACCUUUCAUACUUGAGUUGGAUCUCAACUAGGGUUGUGGUCAGUUCUGUUUUUUAAUUCAGGAAGUGAAUGAAAUUGGAAUUCUAUUCAUGAAUUGAGAAGUCCUCAUAGAAAACAAUGGGAAACUUCCAAUUCAGUUCCUGGAGAGCUACCAUCCUGUAGGUCUUCGCUCCAACCCUAAUCUAGCACACUUGGUGCUAAUAAUUAGCUGGUUGAUAAGGUGAAUCAUGUUAGUUACAACUGGGGUUGGAGCGAAAACCUACAGGACGGUAGCUCUCCAUGAACAGGGUUGGAGAGCCCUGUUGUAGACAAUUGAGAUGGAGCCAUGUAGUUGAUAUUGUAGACUAUUGAGAUGGAGCCAAUACAACAAUUUCAAAGAGUUUACUGAGUUUUACAGUUCAUAUAAGGAAAUCAGUCAAUUGAAAUAAAUUAAUUAGGCCCCCCACCUCAGACGAUCCCGCAGGUGAAGAAGCCGGAUGUGUAGGUCCUGGGCUGGUUUGUUUACACGUGGUCUGCGUUUGUGAGGCCGGUUGGACAUACUGCCAAAUUCUCUAAAACGACAUUGGAGGCAGCUUAUGGUAGAGAAGUGAACAUUAAAUUCUCUGGCAACAGCUCAGUUGGACAUUCCUGCAGUCAGCAUGCCAAUUGCACGCUCCCUCAACUUGAGACAUCUGUGGCAUUGUGUUGUAUGACAAAACUGGACAUUUUAAAGUGGCCUUUUAUUGUCCCCAGCACAAGGUGCAUCUGUGUAAUGAUCAUGCUGUUUAAUCCGCUUCUUUGAUAUGCCACACCUGGCAGGUGGAUGGAUUAUAUUGGCAAAGGAGAAAUGCUCACUAACAAGGAUGUAAACAGAUUUGUGCACAACAUUUGAGAGAAAUAAGAUUUUUGUGCGUAUGGAUUUUUUUGGGGAUUUUUUCAGCUCAUGAAACAUGGGACCAACACUUUACAUGUUAAGUUUUAUUUUUGUUCAGUGUAGUUGAUAUUGUAGACUAUUGAGAUGGAGCCAUGUAGUUGAUACUGUAGACUAUUGAGAUGGAGCCAAGUAGUUGAUAUUGUAGACUAUUGAGAUGGAGCCAAGUAGUUGAUAUUGUAGACUAUUGAGAUGGAGCCAAGUAGUUGAUAUUGUAGACUAUUGAGAUGGAGCCAAGUAGUUGAUAUUGUAGACUAUUGAGAUGGAGCCAAGUAGUUGAUAUUGUAGACUAUUGAGAUGGAGCCAAGUAGUUGUUAUAGAUGGCUUGCAGUUGACGUAUGAUGCCUCCUGACGGCGAUGUUGGAAGACCCCCGCAGUAAUUCUUUCCGACAACAGCAGCUGAGUUGCUACCACAAAGAGCAUGAAAACAGUGUCUGAAACUGUUUGAUUCAUCACCACAGUCAUUUUCUGUGCAGUAUUUGGCUGCUCUGACAAGGCAGGAAAGACAACGGGGAUGAAAAAAAAUGUUUACGGAUUCCCCACAAUCAUGAAACACCAUUGGUGACACCAAGGAGAUAAGACUCAAGAACUGUCAGAAAAGCGAAGAAACCUGUUUGCCCGUCAAGACCUGAACCCAGACAGCUGUUAGUACAGGGUCUGCUACAAUCAUUUAAUCACUGGUAAGUCAAGUCUGAUCGAUCUUGACUUUAGUUUAGCUGUUAUGCUAAUCAGGUGUUAACAACAACACUAAGUUAGCCAAAAUUAGCUAGCUCGAUAGCUUGAAGUCUAGCUAUUAGCAUGUGUCGCGUGAGUUUCACGUUUUAGGGAAGCAAUUUUUUCACCCUAAAAAUGCACCUUUAUAACAAAGGAUUGCAUGCAUCUAUCAUCACAUUUGCAGACUAAUGUAAGCAUACUAUUCCUAAUGUGAUGAGUAGAUUGGAUAGUCAUAAUUUAGGCUGUUAAUGAGCGUGUAGUGGUAUACCCCUAUAGGCUAUUAAUGAGCGUGUAGUGGUAUAGGCCUAUAGGCUAUUAAUGAGCGUGUAGUGGUAUACCCCUAUAGGCUAUUAAUGAGCGUGUAGUGGUAUGGUAUAGGCCUAUAGGCUAUUAAUGAGCGUGUAGUGGUAUAGGCCUAUAGGCUUUAAUGAGCGUGUAGUGGUAUAGGGCCUAUAGGCUGUUCAUGAGCGUGUAGUGGUAUAGGCCUAUAGGCUAUUAAUGAGCGUGUAGUGGUAUAGGCCUAUAGGCUAUUAAUGAGCGUGUAGUGGUAUACCCCUAUAGGCUAUUAAUGAGCGUGUAGUGGUAUAGGCCUAUAGGCUAUUAAUGAGCGUGUAGUGGUAUAGGCCUAUAGGCUAUUAAUGAGCGUGUAGUGGUAUACCCCUAUAGGCUAUUAAUGAGCGUGUAGUGGUAUACCCCUAUAGGCUAUUAAUGAGCGUGUAGUGGUAUAGGCCUAUAGGCUAUUAAUGAGCGUGUAGUGGUAUACCCCUAUAGGCUAUUAAUGAGCGUGUAGUGGUAUAGGCCUAUAGGCUAUUAAUGAGCGUGUAGUGGUAUAGCCCUAUAGGCUAUUAAUGAGCGUGUAGUGGUAUAGGCCUAUAGGCUAUUUUAGAGAUGUUUCUUUCCUUUGCAAGGGGAAAAUGUGGCCUUUGACAAACAUUUCAUAGAUUUCUACUACACUUUAUAUGACUGGAGACAUUAGCAGAAUCUUUUUUUAAUAUGAUCCAAGUGCCACUCAGACCAUCUGGGAGAAAAGGAUCUGACAUUGAACUUGGUGGUAGUAGCUGUGUGUAUGUUUUAAGCUAAGGAUCCCAUAAUCUCCUUCUAACAGACAUUUCAGGGUUGGAUUUGCACUACACUAUUUAAUGUCAGCACAAGCCAUGUACAACAUCUGGUAUAAUAUUAGCCUCAUAUACAGUGCAUUUGGAAAACAUAUUCAAACCCCUUGACUUUUUCCACAUUUUGUUACUUUAGAGCCUUGUUCUAAAAUUGAUUAAAUUAAAUGUUUUCCUCAUCAAUCUACACCAAAAAAACCCGUAAUGACAAAGCGAAACCAGGUUUUUAGAAAUGUUUUCAAAGUAUUAACAUAAGUAAUCAGACCCUUUGCUAUGAGACUACAAAUUGAGCUCCGGUGCAUCCUGUUUCCAUUGAUCAUCCUUGAGAUGUCUCUACAACUUGAUAGGAGUCCACCUGUGGUAAAUUCAAUUGAUUGGACAUGAUUUGGAAAGGCACACACCUGUCUAUAUAAUAGUUGACAGUGCAUUUCAGAGAAAAAACCAAGGCAUGAGGUUGAAGGAAUUUUCCGUAGGGCUCCGAGACUGGUUUGGAACCACCAAGACUCUUCCUAGAGUUGGCCGCCCGGCCAAAUUGAGCAAUCGGGGGAGAAGGGCCUUGGUCAGGGAGGUGACCAAGAGCCCGAUGGUCACUCUGACAGAGUUUUUCUGUGGAGAUGGGAGAACGUUCCAGAAGGACAACUGUCUCUGCAGCACUCCACCAAUCAGGCCCUUUUAUGGUAGAGUGGCCAGGCGGAAGCCACUCCUCAGUAAAAGGCACAUGACAGCCCGCUUGGAGUUUGCCAAAUGGCACCUAUAGGAUUCAGACCAUGAGAAACAAGAUUUUCUGGUCUGAUGAAACCAAGAUUGAACUCAUUGGUCUGAAUGCCAAGCGUCAAGUCUGGAGGAAACCUGGCACCAUCCCUACGGUGAAGCAUGGUGGUGGCAGCAUCAUGCUGUGGGGGUGUUUUUCAGCGGCAGGGACUGGGAGACUAGUCAGGAUCGAGGGGAAAGAUGAACGGAGCAAAGUACAGAGAGAUCCUUGAUGAAAACCUUCUCCAGAGCGCUCAGGACCUCAGACUGGGGCAAAGGUUCACCUUCCAACAGGACAACGACCCUAAGCACACAGCCAAGACAACACAGGAAUGGCUUCGGGACAAGUCUCUGAAUGUCCUUGUGUGGCCCAGCCAGAGCCCGUACUUGAACAUGAUCGAACAUCUCUGGAGAGACCUGAAAAUAGCUGUGCAGAGAAGCUCCCCAACCAACCUGACAGAACUUGAGAGGAUCUCCAGAGAAGAAUGGGAGAAACUCCUCAUACAGGUGUGCCAAGAUUGUAGCGGGUGGUCCUCUGUAGCUCAGCUGGUAGAGCACGGCGCUUGUAACGCCAGGGUAGUGGGUUCGAUCCCCGGGACCACCCAUACACAAAAAUGUAUGCACGCAUGACUGUAAGUCGCUUUGGAUAAAAGCGUCUGCUAAAUGGCUUAUUAUUAUUAUUAUUAUUAUUAUACCCAAGAAGACUCGAGGCUGUAAUCGCUGCCAAAGGUGCUUCAACAAAGUACUGAGUAAAGGGUCUGAAUACUUGUAUUUACCUGUUUUUGCUUCGUCAUUAUGUGGUAUUGUGUGUAGAUUGAUGAGGGGAAAAAACAAUUUCAAUCAAUUUUAGAGUAACGCUUUAAUGUAACAAAAUGUGGAAAAGGUCAAGGGGUCUGAAUACUUUCCGAAUGCACUGUACAUUGUCUACUGCUAUAGUUUUUUUUAAAUUGAGAACAUAUAGCUCAAGAAUAUGUAAAUAAUAUGUGAGUUAAGCUAUUCUCUGCUUCAGAUGCACAAUGUCAAGGGGUGCAUUGCAAAUGCCCACAAGGCAGCGUUUCCCAAACUCAGUCCUUGGGACCCCAAGGGGUGCACGUUUUGGUUUUUGCCCUAACACUACACAGCUGAUUCAAAUUAUCAAAGCUUGAUGAUUAGUUGAUUAUUUGAAUCAGCUGUGUAGUGCUAGGGCAAAAAAACUAAACGUGCACCCCUUGGCGGACCGAGUUUGGGAAACCCUGCCAUAAGGCUGACGCCAUCAUACUGUAGGCCAGUGGUUCCCAACUCCGGUCCUCCAGUACGCCCCAACAGUACACUGUUUUAUCGUAGCCCCGGACAAGCACACCUGAUUCAACUCGUCAACUAAUCAUCAGGCCCUCAAUGAAUUGAAUCAGGUGUGUUUGUCCAGGGCUCCGUGUGUGUUGUUGGGGGGUACUGGAGGACUGGCGUUGGGAACCGCUGCUGGAGGUCUGUGGCUGCAUUGGCGUUGCAUGUCAUUAUCAGCUGCAAAAUGGGUUCACAUGGCUGACAUCCUGAAAAAAAAGUGACAAUAAAAUAAUACUAAUUGUAGAGCUUACAACUGAACAAAACGUUUAUUUGAGAAUAUAACAGACAUAUUAGACAGAUUGCCUUUAUUGCAGGAUUGUGAGCUGUGAUUUAAUCAACAUUGACGCUAGUUCAUCUUGAAUAAAAAGUUUUAAGGUGACAACUAAAACAAGUUUAAACACUUCACUUCAAAGAAUCAACAGUAUUUCAUAUAAUUUGCACACGUAAACUAACUCGUAUGUAAAGGUUAGGCAUCUUAGUAACAAGUAGGCUAUUAAUUACCAAAGCGUCAUUUUCAGUUGAACAAAAAAACAAAAGUAAAUACCAGAGGUGUGUCCAACCUCGCUCCACUGAUCCCUGAUCUACUGGGUGAGCAGACUUCUGUUCCAGUCCAGCAAUAGCACACUUGAUUAUCAACCAAAUUAGGGUUUGAUACAUUGAAUCAUGUAUGUUGGUGCUGGGCUGGAAUAGACGCCUGCACACCCAGCAGGGUUGGCCUGCUCCAGUUGUAAUAGGUUUCUACAUUGUGUGUGACUUUUUUUUUUUAAUGUAUUGUUCUUCACAAAAUUUGCCAACAUAGGUACACAUAUAAUCCAUGGCAUACAACGAUGUACCCUUUUGUCCCAAGAUAAUUUCAUUGGUACCUCUUCAACUGCAUACAGGGUUUCACAGCUCUCUGGAUCUCUUGACAGAAACACAUCACAAAGAAACGGGCUGCGUUAUACUCAAAUUAGACGGCACUAAAUAUGAUGUUGCUUUAUCUCUCUCUUCUCAUAGUGUUUCUUGCCAGGGACUUGAACUGGAGAGUCUUUUCAUAAUGUCCUCUCACAAAGGACCAGUAGCUGCCCUAUCCAAAGGAGCCUACUGUCCCUUCUCUGACAGAUGGAACUGCUAGCUAACGUUUUCACCCUCUUCCAUGGCUGUUAGCUAGCUAGCUACAUAGCUACAAUUGCGUUUUGAGUUACAAAAAUAAAUACAUCAAAGAUAGGUAGCUAACUAGCUAAUAUGAAGUUAGCUUGCUGGUGAUUUUUUAAUUCACUUGGUUAGCUACACGGUAUGUAAAAUCAGCUAGCGAACAUUACAUUAGCAGCUAAUUUGAGUUAGCCUGCACUCAAAGUUCCUGUAGCUAUCAUUUUUCAAAAUAUAUUUACUUACUUGAAUAGGUUCUCCCACUGCCUCCGUUUUCUGGGUUCUUCCUGACGUUUACGGUGAUGGCAAAACGCAGCCAGCCAUGUGGAUGAUUGGAGGACUUCUACCAGACAUGGCGCCUGGUGCGGUUGCUAGGUGAUUUGUGAAGCAACUGCAAGCACUCUAUUGUCUUGGUUUUUCUCUUUCAUGUUGUCUGUUGCUGAUUUGUUGUUCUGUUACCAGUCAGUGCAGAUGGAGGACAGGAGAUGAGUUCUCUUCAAACGAUCGAGGUGCCAUGUUGUAGACAUUGUCUUGCUUUUCUCUAACUCUGUUUCCUGAGGCUGAUAUCUAUUCUGUCUCUUCUUCCAGGCUGUCUCCUGUGUUUGUGCUGCACUUUGUAGAAGGUCUCCCUGACAACGACCUCAGUGUGUACUCCUUCACCUUCCAGCAGCAGAAAUACUCCGUCACCACCGUCAUACAGUAUGACCAGCAACUCAAGCACUUUGUCACCUGGAUACGCAGACCAGACGGUCAGUGUGGCUUUCUCAUUUAGUUCAGUAUAAAUUUAUUUAUCCCUUCAGGGGCAGUUAAGACUGUCAUUUCAUUCAUGUAGUUUGUUGUUUUUUACUGGUCAACAAGUUAAUUUGUGUUAUUUUUAAAAGGUAUACUUCAGGAUCUUGGCAACUUCCCCAGAGUCAGAUGAACUCAUGGAUACCAUGUUUAUGUCUCUGCGUGCAGUUUGAAGGAAAUUGCUAACUAGUGUUAGCGCAAUGACUGGAAGUCUAUGGUAACUACUAGCAUGCUAGUAGAUUGCUAGUUAGCAUUGGCUCGCGAAACUACCUCAGACUUCCUUCAUACUGGAUGCAGAGACCCAAAAAUGGUAUCCAUGAGUUCAUCUGACUCAGGAAGUAGAUAAAGGGCUUGAUUGCCAAAAUCUCAAAGUAUCACUUUAAGAAUGCCAUAUAUAGCUUAUUCAUACCUCCAUUAUCAACAGAUAGAAACAAAUAUAUUUCAUAACUGAAAGGUCAUGUCAGUGUGUCUAAUCAUGUGUAGCAUUUAUAAAAUGCCAAUCAGUAGGUCUCUUUACGUUGUGUUGGGGUAACUCUAUAAAAGAGAUGGACAGCACACCAAAAAUACCUUCAAUAAUCAAUUUAGCACCUUCCUACUAUUGAGGAAUGAUCUGAGAGUGAGCAUGUUAUCUAUUCGUCUGUGACUGUAAUAACUCUCCCCAUCCACCACCAGUGUAUACCACCCAUUCCUCUGUGACUGUAGUAACUCUCCCCAUCCACCACCAUUGUAUAACACCCAUUCCUCACUUUCUUCACUCUUCCUCUUACUGUCUCUCCCCACAGGAUCAUGGCUGGAGUUCGACGAUCUGAAGCACCCUAACUGUGUCUCCCACACCCAGCUGGUGGUCCCUCCUAGAGAAAUCCAUGUUGUCUUCUGGGAGUUGAAGACCAACAGACCGGACAACCCACAGACACCCUGCUCUCCCCCUGUAUCCCUGACAAGCACUUUCCUGAUACAGAAAGAACUGAAGCAACCUCCCUUAGCCAAACUCUUUGUCAACAAUGAAUCUCAAGACAUCUCUCAGACGGUCUCUGACGAUGCGGACACUGACAUGGACACCACCAUAACUGCUGGCUAUAUUGAUAACGUUAUGGACACAACGUUAACGAAUAACGUUGACUCUCCCGUCUCCAUCGGUUCCACCACCGUGCUUCCUGGCGUACCGGUUCAGUCCUGUGACCACAACCUUUCUCUCCCCCUCCUUCACAACGACACGGCCAUUGUCGAGGCAUUGACGGUGUCUGAUGAUACCGACAACGACAUCAUGGACACCACGGUAACCAUUGGUAACUCAUCCAUCAGUAGCACCACACUGCUCGACACCUUCGAGGGCCUCUCCCACGAUGACAUCGUCACCCUGACGCUCGUAGAGGUCCAAGUUGACUCUGAUGGGAGGCCGUUGGACGACAACGUCUCCCUAGCUCCCAGGCAAACUGGAGACCUCACUUCUCCUCGACCUGCUCCUACACCUGAGGCUGAGAACCCCGCACCUGCCCGUGAAAUGCCCCCUGAAACAGAUGAUGACAUUGUCAUCAAAAGGCCAACGUCCCCCGACACUGCCAGUGAGUUUCUCCUUGACAACAGUGACGGUCAUUCUGAGCCCGACUCUGAAGAGCCCACUCCUCCUAGUCCUCCCAAGCUCAGAAGGGGCAGAAGCACCCGCAGUAAACCCAAAAUGGUAGCAUCCAACACUCCAGUUGCACCAGCAGCUAAGGUGGUCACAUCAACAACACCACCAAGAACAGCUACACCAAUGGCACUUACUGGAAACUGUGGCGGAAUAAUCCUGCCCUCAGUUGUAUCUAUGAUGUCACCAUCAUAUGUGGAACCCAGCACCCCAGCACCAGAGUCCCCUACUCGUUGCUCUCCCCCGCCCCACUCCAAACCCGCUAAUACCUCCACGUCUCUGCAGAGCAAACCCGGCCUUCCUCCGCCCCUGGACCCCAACUCUCGCUGGUCCUACCUGCUUAGCCGCCACCCCACCUCCACCCCAACUCCCCCCAGAACCCAGAGACCACCCAGCCACUUCAACCACUCAACACCCAACCAGUUCCAGCAGCUUUCACAGAGCAGGCAGACCCCAAAGGUGUCUCCCCCCAACCCAGACGCCAGGCUGAAGAAGCCUCCGCCUCUACCCAAACCCAAACUGAGUAAGGUGGACAACGAGACCCUGCCGGUGAAGGCUGCCGAGAUGUACGGAAGGUUCCAGGCCAGGAGCAGGAACGUCAAUACAAACAUAAACGAUGUCCCCUCCAAGACUUCACCUCCCACCCAGCUCCUCUCUCAAAGAACUGACCCUCAAAAUGGCGUCUGGAAGACACCAAGUCAACCUGCCGCCCUUGUCUCGCGAAAACCCCCUAUCAACCACACCACUUCAGCAGUGCCUAUUAUGACCUCACUUCCCCCCUCUCCAGGAGUCACUGAGCUCCCUAGAAUCUCUUCCUCCAGGAAACACAGCCCCGGAGGCCAGGUCUCGAAAGUUCCGGCUGGCCUCAGUGAGACGGAGGCCCUCAGGUACAAGCUGCUGAAGAAGCUGAAAGCCAAGAAGAAGAAACUGGAGAAGCUGAAUCAGAUGUUGGGGUACCCCGGGGGGGGAGUGACCUGCAGACCAGACAUGGCUGAUCGGAAUCCCUCCUACACCGUGAGCUCUAGUACCUCUGUCUACGACAGCCCCGCAUACGACGAGUUCUUCGCCGACCUUCUGUCGCCCGCGACGACCGCAAGCAACCUAUCACCGGACAGCACAGGCUUCCUGGAGAUGCUGACCACCAAUGGUCAAGAAGGGGGCGGGGACUUGGCAUGUGGGGGGAAUGGUGUUGUUGGAGCCUCACAGGUGGUGACACCUGUGACCUUGCAACCGGCCAGUCACUAUGUAGUAGUGCCACAGCCUGAUCUAGCCGGGCCAAUCACAACCUCUGGUGAGAACUUCCUGGAAGAGUUCAUAUCAGGUUCGGCCAAUCAGCAG